This is a messenger RNA of Rodentolepis nana, 1383 nucleotides long. NCBI's taxonomy places the organism in Eukaryota, Metazoa, Platyhelminthes, Cestoda, Cyclophyllidea, Hymenolepididae. The record is from the annotation of a GenBank genome assembly.
AUGUUGGCUGCAUCGGUAACUAAAAACUGUGGACGUAUUUUAACGUCAUUUCGACAUUUUAUUUCUUUGGCUACUGCUAGAGCUGGCGGAUACCCUGGUUUUCAGGAGCCCAAUGCUCCUGUCCCGGGUCGAAAUCCUGUCUGGUCGGAGACUGGGAGUGAAAUAUUCAAAGAUCUAAAAAGCGGUGACAAGAUAUUCGUCCAUGGAGCCACGGGCACGCCAAGUGUCCUUUUAUCAUAUCUGUAUCAUCACAUCAGAGAGAUUGAUAUAAAACACCUGAAUGUAUUGUGCCUUAUGCCUAUGGGUCCUCAGAGCUUGUUCAAUGAAGACGUACGUGAUAAGGUCAGACUUACUACUCCUCUGGCUAACAAGUAUUGUCGUGAGGCUGUAAAUGAUGGGAGGGCCGAUUUUAUCCCAAUUUCAGUGUCUGAAAUGCCUCUUCUUUACCGUCAAAAGCACGUUGAUUUAGAUUAUGCUCUUAUAUCGGUCACCCCACCUGAUAAGCAUGGAUUCUGUUCACUCGGUACUUUUGUUGGUACCACUCGAUCAGCAGUUCAAAAUGCCAAAAAGAUUGUUGCUCAAGUAAACCCGAUGCAACCCAUAACCUAUGGUGAUUCAACAAUCCACAUUAGCAAUAUUGAUUACUUGAUAAACGGGCCUCAGCAGCUAUUUGAGCAUAGCUGGAAAACUAUUUCUCCAGCAGAACAGAAAAUCGCUAAUAUUAUCGCUGAAAAUCUUGUUGAUAAUGGAGCUACUCUCCAACUGUCUCCAUCAAAUAUUUCCCAACAGCUUACUCUCCAGUUACGUGGACAUAAGGAUUUGGGCCUUCAUACCGAAUGCUUUGGUGACGGUGAAGUUGAUCUUGUCCAUCUUGGAAUCAUCAACAAUCUCUACAAAACGAUUCUCAGAGGUCGAAUUGUUGCUAGCUAUGUCAUUGGAUCAAAGAAGACCUUCAAUUUUAUCAAUGAGAAUCCUCUUGUCGCUCUCUACGACAUCGCCUGGGUUAAUUCGCCGGAGUUGAUUGCUCGAAAUCCAAAAGUUACGACUAUCAGUCAUGCUUUUGAGAUGGAUCUUUCUGGACAAAGCUCCUCAGAUGGAUAUGAUGGUCACAUUUUCACCGGUGUUGGUGGUGUAAUUGAUUAUCUACGCGGAGCCUCGAUCGCAUCUGAUGGUGAGGGCAAGCCAAUAAUCGCCAUGACUUCGUUGAAUGCCGAGGGGAAAUCGGCGAUUGUGCCCUUCCUCUCACGGGGCACCUCGGUGGUGGCCACUCGUGCUCAUAUCCACUACGUCGUCACCGAGUAUGGGAUCGCCUACCUCUUUGGCAAAAAUAUUCGCCAGCGUGCUCAUGCUCUCAUUCAAAUUGCACACCCGGACUAUAGGUGA